This is a messenger RNA of Lactuca virosa, 1092 nucleotides long. Lineage: Eukaryota; Viridiplantae; Streptophyta; Magnoliopsida; Asterales; Asteraceae. The record is from the annotation of a GenBank genome assembly.
CGUUUGGCCACACUAUUUUGUGGGUAUUAGAAAUUUGAUCCCCGUUUUUCUUCACCGCCACUGCCUCCAAUGAAAUGCACACAGGUUUUUCACCAUCUUCAUUCCUCUUAUCGAUGUGUUUCACUAACAAAUCGAAAAGCAAAACAAUCUCAAUAGCCCCCAAAAAAAUCACCAGUCCCUCUUCCUUUGCCCACACUUCAUCGUCUUCCUAUUAUCUCUUAAAUUGGUUUUCAUAGUUGGAGAUUUUGUUAUUCAUUGGAACAGACAUGGAAUAUUGCUUGUCACCGAAUUGCAAAUAAUGCAAUCAGAGAUGAUGAAGUAUUUGUCGAUUAGGUUUCCACGGAUACUCGCCAUUUUCCCACCCACCUCUACUGCGUAAACUGAAAACCCUUCGCCGACUUCCAAUUUCCUAUUGCUCUUGCUCAAAACCACCACCGACCCAUGUCGAAACUCCCCUAAUUUCACCUCAUGUUCGUUAUCUUCGGUGACAAUGGUUGUACAGGGAAGCCAUCUAGGCCAAACAAUCGCCUACUUGAGUGUGACCUGAUCAAUCGCUAUCACAAUCCCAUUAAUGACAUAGAUAGCAUUAAACAAAUCCACACCAACCGUCUCACAGGGGAAGGCGCUUCUUUCGUCCUUGCAAGGCGUGGAUUGAUACUCGGUUCCUCUCAAAUAAUGAGUGCCACAUCAUCUCUUGGGUACAAUCAUCCAUAUCCUUAUCAAUGGCAUAACAUCCGGGAAUCACUUGCCAGUCAUUUUUGGAGCAACAAAUUAAUAUAUUCAGUGAAACUGGAGGAGAUGGUAGGGAAUCUGAGAUCCUGGGAUGUGAAACUCUGUGAUCUGGAAUUAUUGGAUAGGCCGGAAGUGAAACUGGAGGAGAUGGUAGUGGGCCCACGUGUGGGGAUAGAUUAUGCUUUGCUUGAAGGUGCUGAUGCAUUAUGGAGGUUUGUAGUUGCAGGCAAGCUUUGUAUAAAAUGUGAUGGGUUUUUAGGCAGGGCAGAGGCAAAGAAAGAGGGAAAAAAGUGGUUUUUUUCGAAUAAAUAUGUGAAUGCAAAGUUGUCUGGUAAACAGAAGGUGAAGAUUGCAGGCUAA